Molecule: messenger RNA, 1171 nt
Organism: Dermatophagoides pteronyssinus (European house dust mite)
Lineage: Eukaryota; Metazoa; Arthropoda; Arachnida; Sarcoptiformes; Pyroglyphidae
Biological process (GO): regulation of alternative mRNA splicing, via spliceosome
Source: RefSeq, a predicted model, not a curated record
UAAAUUAGUCGCACUAAUGAAAAAAAAAAUUAUUUCAUCAACAUGGAGCCAAAAUAUGGUUUAUUCAAAUUUUCGAAAAAUUCGUCGAAGAAAACUGAAUUGAUUAAAAAAACAUCUGUAUUUGGCGAUUCAGAUUCGGAUGAUGAACCAAAUGCUCCGCCAGAUUAUCAUCAAUCUUCUAAUCUAAAACGGCAAACUCAAUCAAAAAUUCAAAAAGCAGUGGAACUUGAUCCAACUAUUUUUCAAUAUGACGAAGUUUAUGAUGAAAUCAAAAGUCAACAACCAGCGGAAAAAAUUAUCAGCCAAGUUGAUAAAAAACCUAAAUACAUCAAUAACUUGUUAAAGAUGGCUGAAACAAGAAAACUUGAACAAGAAAUUCGUUUGGAACGAAAAAUUCAAAAAGAACGCGAACAAGAAGGUGAUGAAUUCAAGGAUAAAGAAUCAUUUGUCACUUCUUCAUAUCGAGAAAAAUUAGAAGAGAUGAGAAAAACGCACGAAGAAAUGGAAAAACAAGAUGCAAUCGAAAAAAUGCUUGAUGUUACAAAACAUAGUGAUCUCAACGGAUUUUAUCGAAGUUUAUAUAAAAAUAAUAUGUUUCAAGAUAAAAAUGUUGCCGAUGAUGAUUCUAAAGCAAAUACCAAUACAGAUAAAAUAGUGUUCAAUAAAUCGAAUGUUCGAAACAAGAUAAGUAUACGUGAAAGAGAUACGCUAAAAACCGAUGGUUGUAAUGAUGAUGAUGAUAAUGAUGAUGAUCAAGAUCAUCUAACAAAAGCCGUUCUUGAAAAACCCAACGAAAGUGAUAAAUCAUCUAAAGAAAAAACUAAAAAUGAAGAAGAGAAAAAGGAAGUUGAAAAUAAAAAUGAUAUUGAUAUUUCAUCCGAAUCUCGAUCGGUUGGAGAACGAAAAAAUCCUGAAGAUAAAGGUAAUGAAAACGAAGAACCUGAACCAUUACCGUCAUCACCACCAAAACCAAAAUUAUCCCGUAUGGAAUUAAUACAAAAAUUAUUCACCAAACGAACCGUUGGUGAUGUAUUCGAACAAGCUAGACAACGAUAUCUUGAACGACGAAAACAAAGUCUUUUAAAAAUUUGAAUUUUUAUUUUUUUUCUUUUGUUAUUGAUAUUUACAUAAUAAAUAAUCAUAAAUUUAAUAAAUAAAUACUUCAAGUCGA